AUGCCGAGAUUGCUGGAUUUUCCAAUGGUUGUUGGUGCAUUGGUUCUGUUUGCGGUUGGGUGUUGCAAUGGUGAUCAAGAACAUGAUCAAGACUCAUCAAAGAAGAAGAGGAUUAGCAAGGCUUGUACUGAGCCUCCCAAUUAUAACACUUAUGACGACUAUUAUGGUUCUGAGAAGAAGAGUUCGUCCACUAAUGGAAGUUCUAGCUCUAGCAACACCAUGAAUUAUCUGGCUUAUUUUGCUGCUAAUAAUGCUCUUUCUGCUGUUGGUGGUGGUGGUGGUGGUGAUGUUGGUUCUGUAUUGAUCCUGUUUGCGGUUGGAUGUUGCAAUGGUGAUCAAGAACGUGAUCAAGACUCAUCAAAGAAGAAGAGGAUUAGCAAGGCUUGUACUGAGCCUCCCAAUUAUAACACUUAUGACGACUAUUAUGGUUCUGAGAAGAAGAGUUCGUCCACUGAUGGAAGUUGUAGCUCUAGCAACACCAUGAAUUAUCUGGCUUAUUUUGCUGCUAAUAAUGCUCUUUCUGCUGUUGGUGGUGGUGGUGGUGAUGGUGACAGGGGCCAUCAUCAUCACCAUCACGGCCGCCACGACCACCAUCAUCAUGGCCAUCACCACCACCACCAUCAUGUUAGAUAA
This is a messenger RNA of Coffea arabica (coffee), 633 nucleotides long. The record is from RefSeq and is a predicted model, not a curated record. Lineage: Eukaryota; Viridiplantae; Streptophyta; Magnoliopsida; Gentianales; Rubiaceae.